CGGGAUGCUCUGCAGUUCAGCUGUGGGACUAGCUCUGCUCGCAAUAUGGGUCCUCAGCGUUUCUGGGAAACAACAAACCAAAUGUCACUGCAAGAACCUGGCUCUGUGCCAACCCGUAAUCCAAAAUGAGCAGAUGAAGAAGGACAAGGAGAUCUUCAUCUUUGACAAUGGAGGAAAGGACUGGAAGCAUUACAUUUGGUCAAACAUCACAACUAUUAUAGCCUCACAACAAUAUGACCCUGAACUCCUCUGUCACGCCCAUGCAAACGGUGUACAACUGUUUCUAAGAGUAACCGUACCACCAGUCAGGACAAUAUGGACCAAACAGAAGAUGAGUGAAUGGGUCAAUAAGCAAGUGAAGUUGGUGAAGACACAUCAGAUGGAUGGAAUCAACCUACAUUUGGAUCAGGUCGUCGUCAAAUAUUCUCCUGAAUCCCAGAAAAUAACUGAAGCUGUUCAACAAAUCUUCACAACGUUUCGCAAAGAAAUAUCCCACUCUAAGGUCAUAGUAAAUGUGCCUUGGUCUCCACAAUGUAUCUAUGGUCGGUGCUACGAAUAUGCAAAACUUAAUGCUAAUUCUGACAGGCUGCUGGUUAUGGGUUAUUUAAUGCACACUACAAAUACCGAUUACUGCUUUGCAAAGCCAAAUUCUCCCUACAGUGAAGUUUCUUCAGGUAUCACUGAAUAUAUCAACCUGGGUAUCUCUCCCAGCAAGCUCGUACUUGGUGUUCCAUGGUUUGGUGUUGAUUACACCUGCAAGAAACUACAUGAGGAGGGUGGAUGUGAGUUGAUCAAUAAGUACGACAGAAAAACUUGCAACGCCAAGGAUGGAGACACAAUCCCAUACAAGACUGUCAUGACACUCCUGCCCAGAGCACUAUCUCAGAAGUUUUGGGGAAAUGGUUUGCAAGUCCCAUCCUUUACAUACAUGUCCCAAGGAAAGUCCCAUGAAGUGUGGUACGAUAACCCACAAAGUAUCGCAGCAAAGGCAUCUCUGGUGAAGGUGUUCGGUCUUGCCGGCAUUGGAGUGUGGGCUGGGAAUUUCCUGAAUUAUAGUUACAACACAACAGUAGCAAAGCAGACCCAAAAUAUGUGGAAUGCUUUAAAAUGUUAAUGAACAUUCAUGGUAAAAUUCUGUUUUUCCAUAGUGUAUAAAAUUAAUUAUGACAAACGCGGGUGUAUACAUGCUGAUUGUGAACUGACCUCUGAUGAUUUUAUCUUGAACCAAGGUGACUUCAUAAUUUUCAAUGGACAUACUGCAAUCUAGUUCUGCUAUAAAAUGUUCUGAAAAACUUAGACUUUGUUGCUUGAAGUCUACGUUGAUUUUAUCGUGUCAAAUUCUGCCUGGUCAA
Hypanus sabinus (Atlantic stingray) is the source of this 1352-nucleotide messenger RNA. Its product is annotated as di-N-acetylchitobiase-like. Gene Ontology annotation, biological process: carbohydrate metabolic process; chitin catabolic process. Gene Ontology annotation, molecular function: chitin binding; chitinase activity. The record is from RefSeq and is a predicted model, not a curated record. The transcript is spliced from 7 exons. NCBI's taxonomy places the organism in Eukaryota, Metazoa, Chordata, Chondrichthyes, Myliobatiformes, Dasyatidae. Bases 5 to 1114 code for a protein of 369 amino acids. Gene Ontology annotation, cellular component: extracellular region.